UUUCCUGCUGGUUGGUAUAUUUAGCGUUUUCUUUAACAAUUAAGCGAUUUGAGUUUUUUUCUGCAGUACAUGUCAACUUUAAGAUGUAAAAAAAAAUGCUUAAUCUAGUCGAGCGAGUGAUAUAGAGGAAGUGUUGUCGAACCUGCUUGUAUUCUCUGCAAAAUGGAACAAAGAAGAUACGCGCAAUGGCUGAUGGAGCUCACGAAAUAUACUCUCUUGACCGCACUACUUGUGUUUGAUGCUAUGGCACGAGCGCAAAUUCAGUACGCCAUAUCAGAGGAUCAGAAGGACGGAUCUGCUGUGGGAAAUAUCGCGAAGGAUUUGGGCAUAGAUCAUAGAAGUUUAAAAGAGCGAGGUUUUCGCAUCGUCUCGAACUCAGGCGAGUCCAUGUUCAGUGUGAAUCAGAAUGACGGUGUCUUGUAUGUGAACGGUGAAAUAGAUAGAGAAGAGGUGUGCGAGAGGAGCACCCCGUGUUUAAUUAAUCUAAAAAUCGCUCUAGAAAACCCACUUGAAAUUCAUUAUAUAAUUGUUGAGAUUUUGGAUGUAAACGAUCACGCUCCGAGUUUUCCUGAAAGCCAGAUGAAUUUAGAGAUCGGAGAAUCUGCCCUUCCCGGUGCAAGAUUUCAACUUCAGGCAGCGCGUGAUUCUGAUAGUGGCAGUAAUUCUGUGCAUCAGUACAAACUCGGUCAUAACGAUAAUUUCCGCCUUGAAGUCAAAGAUCGUGGAGAAGACGGUAAAAUUCCUAUCCUGAUUUUACAAAAGCCUAUAGACCGAGAGUUAACCCGAACCAUUAACUUGCACAUAACAGCUCUUGAUGGAGGAAAGCCUGCCAAAUCAGGGACAAUGGAUAUAACUAUUAACGUGAUUGAUAUAAAUGAUAACGUUCCCGUUUUUACCAAAGAUAUUUAUUCGGUCAUGCUGAAUGAAAAUGCACCUAUAGGUACAACUGUGAUACAGGUUAACGCUACAGAUUUUGACGAAGGCUCAAAUGGUGAGGUUGUUUAUUCAUUUGGUAAAAAUGUUAACAGUAAAGUACGAAAGCUUUUUGAUAUCAACACCAUCACUGGUGAAAUAACAGUAGAAGGGCCCUUGGAUUAUGAGGACAAAGACAGCUAUGAGAUUGACAUACAAGCAUCUGACAGAGGAACUGUUCCCCACAGAACAGAUAAGAGUAUAAUGAUACAAAUUAUCGAUAUAAAUGACAAUGAACCAGAAAUAGAGGUCACAUCAUUUUCAAGUGCAAUUCCAGAGGAUUCUAGACCUGGUACUACAGUGGCUUUGUUGAGUGUCACAGAUUUAGACUCUGGGCUGAAUGGCAAAGUCUCUUGUUUUUUAGAAGAUAACAUGCCUUUCAAAUUAAUACCUUCUUCACAACAUAGCACAUAUUCAUUAGUUACCACGUCACCUUUAGACAGGGAAACAAAAUGUCAGUAUGACAUCACAUUCGUUGCAAAAGAUAUGGGACAGCCCUCAUUGUCUUCUGUUAAAACUGUAACUGUUCUGAUAUCAGAUGUAAAUGACAAUAGGCCAGAAUUCUCAUUUUCUCUGUAUGCGUUUUAUGUGAUGGAAAACAAUGUCCCUGGCAAAGUUUUAUUUUCUGUGUCUGCUACUGACAAAGACUCUAAUGAAAAUGCUAUAGUAAGCUAUCAAAUAUGGAGAGAAAUUACUGAGGAAAACAAAUAUACAUCCUUCAUUAAUAUUAAUUCUGAAAAUGGGGAGAUUUAUGCACUUAAGAGUUUUGACUUUGAAACUGUUAAAACCUUCCAGUUCCACGUUGUUGCUACAGACUUUGGAACUCCAUCUCUGAGCAGUAACGUGACAGUGAACGUGUUUAUUCUGGAUCAGAACGACAACGUUCCAGUGAUCUUACAUCCAGUCAGCACUAAUGGUUCUGCUGAGGGUGUGGAAGAGAUUCCCCGUAAUGUGAAUGCAGGUCAUUUGGUGACUAAAGUCAGAGCCUAUGACGCAGAUAUAGGAUACAAUGGCUGGUUAUUAUUUUCACUGCAGGAAGUUAGUGACCACAGUCUCUUUGGUUUGGACCGCUAUACAGGACAGAUAAGGACCCUUCGCUCAUUUACAGAAACAGACGAGGCCCAGCAUAAACUGCUCAUACUGGUCAAAGACAAUGGGAACAUUUCUCUCUCAGCAACAGCGGCUGUGAUUGUCAAAGUUGUGGAGCCCAAAGAGGCUUUUGCAGUUUCUGAUGUUAAAAACACAGUAAAAGAUGAGGAGGAAAACAAUGUGACGUUUUAUUUGAUCAUCACUUUGGGCUCGGUUUCAGUGCUUUUUGUCAUCAGCAUCGUCGUGUUGAUUGCAAUGCAGUGCUCUAAAUCGACAGACUAUUCGUCCAAGUAUUUACAGGAUACAAAUUACGAUGGGACUCUGUGUCACAGCAUCCAGUACAGAUCUGGAGACAAACGGUACAUGUUAGUUGGACCCAGAAUGAGUAUCGGCUCUACUAUAGUCCCGGGCAGUAAUGGAAAUACUCUAGUGAUCCCAGAUCGCAGGAGGACAGAUUCUGGAGAGGUAAGCAAAUGACUUAUGCAUCUGUGUAUUCAUUGCAGGAAACAAUCUUAAGGCAGAAAUUGCCUGCUCUCUGUGGUACUGAACCUGUUCAGGCUGUUUUUCCAAUGGAACAAUAUUAGUGUCUGUCUUUCUUAGAUUCAGAUUUUAUUUAUUAUUUAGAAUUAGGAUUUACAUUACCAAAGCACUGGAAUAUUACUGAACAUAUAGCCAAUGAAGGAGGAAAGGAAAAAAAAAGGAAGUACUAAUAAAAUAAGUAGGAAUUGAGCAGUUUGUUAUUAUGUUUUCCUUUUAUGCAUUUUGCACAAUGGUUGUAUUGUUCUUUUGUCAUAACAGGCCUUUCAUAUCUUGCAGCCAGGUUUGAGCAUCUCUGACUAGCAAUGAAAAUGGGAUCUUUUCCUGGGUCUGAUUAAAGUUAUUGUGGUGGGCUGUGAAGUAAUGGGGAAAAAAAAAAGUUUUCCUAAUAUGUAUAAUUGAGUCAUAUUAAUAAAGUGCAAUUAUGUUUCAAUUUCAUUUAGUGUGCAGUGCAGUUUUUCAUUUGCCAGGUCUGUCUGUGCCUGUUCAUCUCUAUGGCGAGAAUGUACAGUAUUCACUUGGUCUGUAUAUGACCGGGACUUGUUUAAGUUUAGGGUUGGUCUUGUGGUCAGGUACUCCACCAAUUUUAUAUUCUCUGUUUAGGGACAGAAAUAAUUUCAGUUUACUUUAAGCUGCUUCUGUCCAGUACAGAUUGAAAUAUAUACAGGUAUAUGUAUGUAAUUUGUUUUUGUUUUAAAUUUUUGAUUUUGUUGGUUUGGUCAUGUUUUUGAUUGUGAAUUCAACUGUAAAACAAAAGGACUUAAGUGUGGGAUCAGCUGUUGGUAACUCUGGGCUUUGUGAUGGAGGCUCUGUGUAUCAUUACUAUCUGGGUGGACUGGAAUUUCGAGGCUUAAUAAUUUAAUUAUUAGUUGGUAUCCUACUAC
Molecule: messenger RNA, 3482 nt
Organism: Cyprinus carpio (common carp)
Lineage: Eukaryota; Metazoa; Chordata; Actinopteri; Cypriniformes; Cyprinidae
Product: protocadherin alpha-3-like
Biological process (GO): homophilic cell-cell adhesion
Cellular component (GO): plasma membrane
Molecular function (GO): calcium ion binding
Source: RefSeq, a predicted model, not a curated record